Cladocopium goreaui is the source of this 3170-nucleotide messenger RNA. NCBI's taxonomy places the organism in Eukaryota, Dinophyceae, Suessiales, Symbiodiniaceae. The record is from the annotation of a GenBank genome assembly.
AAGUGCUGUGAUGGGCUGCCAGUGGCAUGCGUGCAGUGCGGAAAUGUUGCAUCUGCUGCUAUCCUCGGUUGUGGUCCAAAAAAGUUGACGAUGGCUUUGCGUCUGAAGCUACGGUGUUUGGCCACGGCCACGACGGUCACGAUGAGCUCGACCUGGAGGAUCCAACUCCUUCGUUGGAGACCCAGAGCCAGACCUACAGGUGCGAAGUGGUCCUUCCAGAGACUGUGGUGCAGGAAGGCUGCAUGGUCCAUGGCUUUCACCUGCCACCUUGGGACGAUGACGUGAAGAGCUUGAAGCGCGCUUUGGAGUUUCAACCGCAAGCAGCUCCAGUUAGCUUGAGCAAGAUGCAAAAAGCAGCACUCCGUGAUUGGUGCAGUAUGUCGACCUGGCUGGAAAGACAAGGCUACGAUGGUGUGGAGCUCACCAUCUUUGAAGGUAUGCCCAAGGCCAGCAAGAUUCGUCAGGGCCGCGUGACGGAUUGCUCCCUGAUGUCAGUUCUCUCUGUGCUGGCUGACUAUGAUGAUCGCUGUGGCCGAUCCACGUUACAGACAAUUGUUCAAGGUCGUAUAACCAAAAGCUCCAGAAACAGGGCGGAUGACUAUGCAUGUCGCUUAUUUGUGAAUGGCAUUUCGAGAUGUGUCCUGGUAGAUGAUUUAGUCCCGGUGGGUAGCAGUGGAAAGCUACUUUGUGCACAUUCAGCCUGUCCUCAUGAGCUAUGGGUGGUGCUAAUCGAGAAGGCUGUGGCGAAGAUCAUGGGGGGCUCCUACGCGAUGCGAGGAUCCAACCCCAGCACCGAUGCAUUUCAUCUCACAGGAUGGAUUCCAGAGACAUUCCCAUUGAAGGAUGAAGAAAGUCUUUGUACCUCUCAAGCAGAUUGGCUGAGGAUUUUCGACACGGCACAGCAAGGCUUUUGGCAAGGGAAGUGUGUUCUUUGUGUUGGGACCACGGAGCUGCCUGAUGCAACCAGCAGUCAACUCGCACUUCAAAGUGGAUAUUCUGAAGGAGUCAGUUCUUCCACAGGCCUUGUGGCAGGCCACGCCUAUCCUGUUCUCCAGUGCUGUUCCGAAGAUGGCCUGCGCUUGCUCUAUUUGAAGAACCCUUGGGGCCAUACACGGUGGAAGGGCCGCUAUGCUCCAGGAGAUUCACUUUGGAAAUCAAAUUCAGCACUCGCAUCAAAGCUGGGAUAUGACAGUGAGGCCGCAGCUGCUGUGGAUGAUGGCGCUUUUUGGAUUCCAUGGGAGGAAGUGCUGCGUUAUUUCAGCCAUUUCUAUAUCUCAUGGUCACCCUUGGCGCUUGGCUUGAACCAGCUUCAAGCACACGGCUGUUGGAAUCCUUGGCCUCAUUUUGUUCAGAGCAUUUUGCCAGAUGACACAGAUAUUUUGGCUUUCAAUCCACAGUUUCACCUGCGGCUCUUGGGACCUUUGCCUUCCGAAGCCAUUGGAAACAUUGGAAUUUGGGUGGUCCUCAGCAGGCACAUUCGGAGCCGCACAGAUUACAAUUCACAUUUUAUUUCUGUGAGCAUCUACAACGGCAAGACAAGGAUCUGUUGUCCCAAUUCGGUGCUUGAGCAAGGUGUUUUCUCCAAUGGAGAGUGUGCCUUGGUAAAGCUGCACAAUGAUGCUGCCAGCUCCCAAGAUUUCACAGUGGUUGUGUCCCAACACGGUGCAAAGCGAGCCUUCAACUAUACACUUCAGGUCUACACUGCGGGACCAGCGACGCUGCAAGACUUGCCUCCUCUGGUUCCCAGCAGUUACGCCUCAGGCGCUGUACGCGGGGAGUGGACGCAGCGAACUGCUGGGGGCUGCAGCAACAGUGUAUGGUCGUUUUUCCAGAAUCCUCAGUGGAGCUUCACGGUGCCACCAGAGGGCUUGCAGGAGCUUAUUCUGUUCUUGGAAUGUCAAGACGUUUCGGUGAAUCUCCGCCUGUUUAGCGAUGCUGUUGCACGACCAGAAGCUCUCCGUUCAGCCACAUCCAGUGGGGCAUACCGCAGGGGCUGUUGCAUGCUACGCCUGACCGACCUGGAGCCCAAUACCUAUGUCCUGGUGGUGUCAACUUUUCGCCCCGGGGUCCGUGGCUCUUAUCGUCUUGCCUGGCAUGCCUCAAGCAGUGUCACUUUGUCACCACAGCCAUAUCCCUUCGUAGAAGGUGCUCUGGCACAUCCUUUGAAAUCUGUGGUGCAAAAUGUACACAUGGGCUCGAUGGUAGAGAUGCAACUUCGUUUGGUGGAUCAAAGUACAUCCACAGGUCAAGCAUGUCGCGUCAGUGUCAGAUUGCAAGGCACUUACGAUGGAGGCGAGAUGCCUUACUUGGAGCUGAGCAGCGCACAUCCAUCGAGACAGGCACCCUACUGUGUUCGUCUAAAGGCCUCAGAUGCGGAUCAGUAUUUCCAGCUAACAGGCGCUUCAGUCAUUCUGUUUGCACAGCUCAAACCCUUGGAGAGCUAUGUCCUUCGCACGAAAGUACCACGAAGCAGAGGAGCCAAAAGCGCCAAGCUCUAUGUACAUUCGGAUCGUUUGGUGGUCCUUGAUAGUUUGAUGAGUCCACGUGGGCGAAGGAGGUAACACCUGCAACACCUACACGACUUUGCCAUACUUUGCCUCUUAAUCAAAAUUUCCCGAAGAACCAGGUACACGCAGAAACAGAGGGCAACUUAAAGCACGUGCAAUGCACUUGUCAUGGUGUCCGUGGUGUCCGUGGUCUGCGAAGGGAGUGAGAUGAGGACAGUGCUGCCAUCCAGGUACUGCGACAAAGCGCUCCAUGAGUCUUUGGAUUGCGCACCACGUUCAGGUUUUUGUGCCACUGUCCACAGUGUCCACCCUGGCCUGCAAAGGCAAAGAGUAGAGGAAUACUCCUGAGGGCUUGAGGGUAAGAUGAAAUGUCUGCCACUGGCUGCCACUGGUGCUGAUUUCGAGUAUUUUCGACUAGACAGGUCACUAAAGGUGACUUCCAUGUCUAGUCCAAAAGCAAUGUGUGAUUUGUUCAUGGAAUAAAGAGGCGCAUGCACAGCUGCAUAAGCAAACGCGUGCCAAGUAGAUGGAAGCACGCGGUUUUGCGCUCAUGGCCACUACCGACAGCUGUCCUGAAUUUGUGCUACGCUACAUGAUGGUCCUGUCCAGGUCAUUUUGAGUCAGACAUCCAUGGCAUGCAGAAUGCGCAAUAGUUUGCAAAAG